AUGUGCCAAUUUUUAAAUAUUCGAAGUCAUUCUGAACCAGGAGCUCUUUAUUUUUCAUUAGGAUCCUAUGGAAUACCUUCAAUUACUAACUGUGUUUUCAAAAAUUGCACAUCAGUUGCUUCAAACGGCGCCAUUUUUAUUUCUGCAGAAUCAUUUAAUUUAAUUGCUUCAUGUAUAGAUAAUUGCGAAUCAUUUUCAAAAUGCCAUGCCUUACAAGGCUGCACAAACCCACUAGGUAAGCUAUUUUUCAAUGAAACGAUGAUCAAAUCUUCCACAAAUCGAUAUUACGACCGCGGGCAAUCCGCAAUUACAAUUUACUCAGGAAGAAAUGUUUUUGUCGAUAUAAACUCCACAUCCAACUAUUGCUAUCGUGGUUCUGCUGCUUUAUCUUUAGUUUUUCCAACUUUGGCUUUCGUUCAUUACUCCAUGCUUGCGUAUAACAACGGCCCAUCACUUGUUUCAUUGUCAUAUUGUGAGCGUCCUCUUGAAGUUUUAAGUUCAAUUAUUUUGAAAAAUAAUGUUUCAACAUUAUUCCAUCUUCCUAACGUCGUGGCAGGCUUUACUAACUGUAUUAUCAUUAACAACACCUUCACCAUCUUCCUAGAGAACGCAUCUAGCCCUGCUUUGAUUGGAUGUGCUGUAGACUUCGAAAUUCCAUUUGGUAUAUCUAAAACGUUCAUAUAUUCGAAUCCAAAGAAAUUACCAUCGAUAUUCUACCACAACGUCUUUGAAGGCGACUGUAAAAUUGUAAAUUACAAAUCUCCACUUCCUACAGCCACUCCAUUACCAACUUCUACACCUAAACCAACUCCUACAGCCCGUCCAACACCAGAGCCAACACCAUGGCCCACUCCGUCACCUGUUCCAACAAUAUCUGCAAAACCAACACCAGCAAUGACACCAUCUCCAUCACCAUUACCAUCUCCUGUCGCUACACCAGCAAUGACUCCAGAACCAACGCGCGAAGACAAGAGAAGGCCAAUUCAUAAUUGGGAUGACCCAGAUGACUUCGUUUCGAAGGAUGACGACGACGGGCCACGAAUCCCUGAUGUCAGACCUGAAAGAGAUCAGGAUGACGAUGACGACGAGAAUGAAAACCGGGAGACGAAACGCGCAAACAUUCCUGGAAAAUUCGAUGACAACGAAGAUGAAGACGAAGACACAGACAACAAUGACGAAUGGAAUGACGCAAACAGACCAAAGAUUGGACCAGACGGAAAGCCAAUUAAACAGCAGGAGAAACAGAAAGAAAGUAAAAAGAACGUCAGAAAAGAUGAUGUCGAUGAUGAUGACGACGACGAACAAGAGAACAAGAACUGGGCGGAUUCAUCGAAAGGAAAAGAACCAAGGGUUAGUAAGGAUGAUGAUGACGAUGAUGAAGACGAGAAACCAAGAAAGAGACCAGCAAUUAAAGAAAAAUAA
Molecule: messenger RNA, 1422 nt
Organism: Trichomonas vaginalis G3
Lineage: Eukaryota; Parabasalia; Trichomonadida; Trichomonadidae
Exons: 1
Coding region: 1-1422 (473 amino acids)
Source: RefSeq, a predicted model, not a curated record